Messenger RNA from Labrus bergylta (ballan wrasse), 6341 nucleotides. RefSeq names its product coiled-coil domain containing 30 (gene ccdc30). Lineage: Eukaryota; Metazoa; Chordata; Actinopteri; Labriformes; Labridae. The record is from RefSeq and is a predicted model, not a curated record.
AGGUGCUAGAAGAAGCCAAUUUUCUCCGCCACGCCUGUUCAUAGCGCUUGGCUCUCUUGACGCCCUUUCCUUGUGAAAGGGGAACUUAAAGGCCAAGAGAAAUCAUGGAACAUGUUCAACAAUGGGAGUGAUGGAGUGGGAAGACCUGCAGAUCUUUGCAAUGUUAUUGCAAAAUAAUGCUCUAUGGGAUAUCAUGUAGGCUGAAAUGCAGUUCUGAAUAAGAACUUUCACAUUGUGGAAAAAUACAUACUGCUUGAUUCAACUUGAUGUACGACCAUGAAUCAUGAAGAGGUGCAGACACGCCUUGAUGGCGGCAUCCCCUUGGGGACCAGUGCUGAGGAACGGCAGGGUCACCCCUGUCAAAAACUGCUUGACAGUGAGGCAAAGCUUCAGACAGCCACCCGGGAGCUGCAGACCUUGCGUACUCAGCAGGCCAAAGAGAUGCUGGAGGUGGAGAGCUAUGUUGCACAUAUCCGUGGGCUACUGGAAGAGCGUGAAUGUCUUACUGCAGAUUAUGAGAGAGACAAUGAACACUUGCGACAAGAGCUUCACCAGAUCAGACAACGACAAGAGAGUCAGAGCAAGGAGCUGGCAGAGAUGUUGGCUCAGGAGGACCUUGGGGAAAUUGGUCUGAGCAGUCCCAGUGAGCAAGUGGCCUACCUUUUGGUGGAAAGGGCCACUUUACUGGAGAGGCUGGAGGCUGUAGAAAGGAGACUGGAAAGUCAGAGCCUCACUGAAAACUUAAGAGAAGUCCAUCAACAGGACUAUAUUCACCACACAAUGGGGGUGGAGCUGAGGAAUCAGAGGGAGGAUAUGAAGAAAACCAUAGAUAACAUGAAGCAGUGUGCGUCCCAAAGUCCAUGGAAGAAGUUGUUUGGGCUGCGCAGGUCUGGUCAAAGCAAACACAAUAUUACCCCUGCUCACAGCGAGGAGAUUUCCCAAGAGAAAAAUGAGCACCAGCGACUGGAACGAGACCUUGAAGAGGCAUCCAGGAGGCUGGCAAUGGCUCAUCAGGAUAUCCGCAGACUCACCAAUGAGGUGGAUGCUGCCAAGAACAACCUGGACCCAAGUGGAUCUGAGCUACAGGGAACAGUCCAAGAAGUAGAGAACCUGAGGAAGGAAGUGGACAAACUGAAACACUGUGAUAUGAUGAAGCUGCAGCGAGCCAAAGAGCAAAAUGACAAACUAGAUGCUGAGAACAGAGCUCUGAGAGAGAGAGUCCUCACUUUAGACUCUGAAAAGAAAUGUCUCUUGGAUCAGUUGAAAGUAAAUGAUGGGAAACAUGACGAUCCAAAGGACAAGAGCAUUAGCAGUAAACCCCAUCAGUCUGGUUUGUUGGAUCAAGACGAGGACGGUAUUCACAAACGAUGUCGUGAAGCGAUGGAAGACGGGGUUGUACAGUUGAAAGAGAUGCAAAGACAACUCCAGAGGCUCCACAAGCAACAAGAAGAGCUUGAGGAGAGGAACGAGGAACUGGAGGCUCUGCUGGGGGAGGCCCAGAACUCCAGCAAGGAGGAGAGACAUCGCCACGAGGGAGAACUUGAAGGACUCCACAGAAGGAUCAGAGGCCUGGAGGCAGAGCUCAAGAUGCCAGGUGACCCAGGAAAAAUGAUGAGGAAUGGAGAAAAUGUAAAAGCCACUGAGUCCUUCUUACAACUGCAUCUAAGGGACAGCAGCCAGGAGAGACUAGCUCUGCUAGAGGCUCGUCUGACAGAGGAGAAGGACUGGAGGAAACAGCUGGAGGUAGACCUCAGUGCUGCCCAGGCUGCCCUCAAGAAAGACAAGGAGGCUCUGCAGAUAAGUGAGCGAGAGCUGAAGAAGCUAAGACUAGAGGUCAACAGCCUUCAGAGAGAAUGCCAACAAGGGAAAACACUCAUCAAGAGCCUCACUCAAGUCAAAGGGGAGAAAGCCGUUCUGGAGGAAAAGGUUGCUCAGAUGGAGCGUUCCCAGAGCCGACUGCAGAGCAAGCUGGAAUACUGCAAGGACAGUAACCGAACCCAGGAGGACAAGUUGCAGGAGCAGGCUGACGGGCUUAUUGCUGAACUCAUCAGCCUCCAGACAGCACACAAUGCCUUGAGGGAAGAGAUGGUUGCUGAGCGGCUGCAGUCGGCUGAGCUCCAGGCAAAGCUGAGCUCAGGUGUCCAGGAAAAGCUGACAGCCGAGGGAGAAACUAGGCUGAAGGUAGAGAUCCAGCGCCUUAAAGAGCAGCUGAAGUGGCACGAUGAGCAGCUCUCGUCUUCAAAGGAAGCACUUAUUAGCAAAAAGGAGCCUGAACUGCAAACAGCUGAUAAAGAAUCCAUUAUGAGUCCAGUGGAGAGGACGCAGGAUGAGUACUCAUAUCAGGAGCUGAAUCUUCUCCAGACCAAGCUGGAAAAGGAGUGUCAGCUGGCCUCACAGCACCAACUGGCCCUGCAGGCUCAGGUCAAUGAAGCCCAGGCACAUAUAAAGUCCCAGGACUUAGUGCUGAACCAGAAGGCAGAGGAGGCUAAACAGAUGAAGCAGGACCUGCAGAGGGCCCAGAGCCUUUUCUCCUCAGCAGAGCGAGAGCUGCGCUACGAGAAAGAGAAGAACCUGGAUCUGAAGAGACAUAAUACCCUGCUGGAUCAGGAAAAACUCAAGCUUUGUGCAGAGCUGAAGCAGGUCCAGAAAAAGCUGGUCCAGAUGGAGCAUAGUGUCCAAGCUCAGGCGGCUGAGUGUGAAUGUCAGCAGCAGAAAAUUCGAAAGCUGGAAUUGGAACUUGCACGUAACUCAACAAAUCGCAGCACCACCACUAGUUUGCAGGAAGAGCUACAGGCAGAGAGGGUGCGGCUGAUGGCUGCUGACAAAAAGGUGUUAGAGCUGCAGCAGCAGCUUAAGAAUGCCCAGCACCAGCUGCGAGUGGAGGAAGCUCGGGCAGGUGAGAGCAGUCGUCUGGAGAGGGACAGCAGGGAUCUGGCCGAUACCAUAUCAGCCCUGAGAACCAAGCAGCAGGAGGAGCACAUUACCAGGAAGCUGUUGGAGCAGCGUGAGGAGGAGCUGCAACAGCAGUUACGGUCACUCAGGCUGAAGGAGGCCUCCAUGACCAAGACAAAUGCAGAGCUCAGCCACCGGGCUCAACAGCUGGAAUCACAUCUAACCAUCCUGGAGGCUGAGCUACGCAAGGCCAGAGAGGAGGUAAGAGACAACCAGAGGUCAUACAACAAACUACAGGAGGACUUGGGAUCCAAGCAGCAGGAGGUUGACAGACUGCAGGGGGAGCUGCAGCAAGUUCUACUCCAACUGGACACACAUGUCAGAAAGUACAAUGAGAAGCAGAGUCAGCACAAGACCAAGCUCCGUCAGGCCAAGCAGGUCUUCCUCAAGGCUACUGCACAGAAGGACCGCAUCAUACAGAAACUGGAGAACGACUUGGUGCUGGCCUCCAGCCUCUCACACAAGGAGAAGGAAAGGAUCAAUACAGUGAUGGAGGAAAAUGAGAAACUUCUGGAAGAGAAGAGGGAACUUUUGCGAAAUAUAAGCGAGGCAGAGGAAAUGGGCAGCAAAGGCAUGAGGACUGCCUCAACUGUACAAUACAGGGUCAACGUUUUAGAGAUGGAAAACAGACAACUUCAGGAUCGAACUCUGAAGCUCUCCAAUCAAGUCAGUUCUUUGGAGCGUGCCCUAAGGAAUGUCCAGUCACACUACAGCGUGGAGAAUGCAAAGAAAGUGCCCCCCUCUGAUAGCCUUUGUGAUGGCAUCCUGCGUACGUCUUCGCUAAGUCUGACAUCAGGUUCAUGUGACCCGCUGCACAUCCUUGAUGCGAUCUGUCAUGUGAAGGUGGGUGAGUGUGUGGUGGCGGAUUCGACUGCUGCUGUGUCCAUGCAGCAACCAUCGGAGCAGGGCUACCUGAAUCUCAUCUCCCCCCUGGUUCCUCCAGACUCUAAAGGAACAGAGGAGAGCAAUAAUGACACCAACCAGGUAUGAGAGGUUUUGGUGAGGCACCACAGCAUCCAAUAUCCUACAAAUAUAGAAUGCAAAUCCAGCUUGUUAAAAGCCAGUAACAAUGAACAGGCGCUUCCACCGUAGUUGUUCUCAGGGUGAUAUAACUUUUGUAAAUGCAAAGCAGAUUCUUGUUUGGCUUGCAAUUUCUGUUUCUGAUCCGGGUCCAGAUAAAGAAAAUGAGUGAUUUAUUUAAAAAAAAUGAACUGCAAGUGUCAAUCAAUUACUGUAAAGGCAUAUUAAAAAAAUCAUCUUACAGGAGAGUGAAACUAAACACGUGGCUUGAUAGUGUUUGUAUGCAAAGUUAUGUUGCAUAAGCCGGGGAAGCACCAAAGCAAAUCAGAACGUUUGUAAGCCUUAUAUUGGCUCGUGGAAAUGAUAAUCUUUGUUGUACCAUUACAUUAUUCAAAAAAAACAUGUAAUGGUGCAACAUAUGGAAAUGUUCAGCAAAGUAAAUGUCUUAAAGACAUUUCAUGAGGGAAACUGACUGACAAAUGUUUAGCUUGAGCACUUUACGAAAUGUUUUACUCGUUUUAACAUUUUUGAAAAUUGUAGCACUGGUUACGGGUACGUCUCAGUUCCCUUAAUUGCAUCCACGCGUCCUACAUUUGGCUCCUCCACUUGCCUCUUAGUCCCUCCCACCAGAGAUACAUGGGAAGUAGCAAGGAACUGAAGCAGAGGAGAGAGGAAAUGAGGAGAUAUGUUUUAAGAGACACGAGACGUCCUUUCCUUUACAGCGUCACCUGAAGCGACGUCCGUUUGUGAUGAUAUCAGCUGAUCACGUUCAGCUGUCAGUCGGCUUUAACAGCUGUUUAUGUCGGCACAAAUACGCAUUGUAUUAUUUCUAAUAAAAUACACAGUAAAUCAAAUAUAAAGUCGGGAGUGAGCGGCCUACACUGUAGUAUUGAUUUUAUAGAACUUAUGCUUAAUAUUUCAUUGUUAAUCUUCAUGUCAGACACUUUAUUUAUUCCCAGCUCAUAACAGACCGACUCUUCACAAACUGACAGAUGUUUAUAAUCUGUUUAAAUGUCCGAUGUGUCCGUUUAGUCUUUUUAAUGUCAGUCAAUGAGAGGUAUUUGAUAAAGGGGCGUGCCUGUCAGUAAAAAGACUUCCAUAAAGUGUGCUCUUGUGUAUCCUCGCUCAUCGCUCCUCAGAUCUCCCUCCUCUCUCUUCCAUCCUCUCUCCUCCUUUCAGUUAUAAAGAGCUUUGGGACGCUCCUUAACUUGGCGGUUCUAGAACUACUUCCGGUUUGGCCGAGGAGACAGUAUUUAAGAGAACUGAGAUGCAGGAUAUAUCAGUGUCUCAUGCAGUGUACUGAUGGCGUGUAUUAUACACAUGUAAAUUAUUCUUUGCAGUUUUCGAUGGAAAAAAAGCCUCCUAUGGUGUUGUAUGUUUAUGGUUUUACUGUAUCUAAAAAAACUUGGAACACAGAUCAGCAUUUUUUUUUACGAGUUUACAAAACAGGAAUAUAGGAAAAGGACUUACCAUAUAUGGCAGUUAAUAUCGCGAUCCUUAAGAAACGGGACCAUUCUGAUAUCUGUUAUUGGUUCUGUUUGAAAGCUUAAGCUGCUCCAGUAUUUACAUUCUGAGCUCCACAAUUAGUUUUUACAAAAAAGCCAAAAUGUCAGUAAGCCAGUAAAUUAAAGUAAAGGUUUUUUUUUGUUGCUUGUUUGAAGUAACUGAAGCUGUUUUUUGUGUUGGUCAGAAAUUACCUUUACCCUUCUACAAGGAGAUGUGUGUGACAUGGCAAUAAACUACAAUUUAAAGUAGAGGCGUAUACAACUGGAGAAAGAUUGUUGAUACCAUAUUUGAAAAAUAAAUGUCUUCAAAUCCCUUCAUAAAAGCAAAGGAUUAGAUAUAUAUAUUAAAAAUAAGUUAUAGAGGACAUGGGCACAUUAAGUUUUUUUUAACUCACAACAGCUAGGUUGUGAGUUAUAAAACUUUUUUUUGUGCAGUAAUUAUUGUGUAUGCACACAAUUGCACAUCCCACAUUUAACUUAUUCUUACCACUACAUUAUUUUGUGCCGAUAACAGAGUUGUACACUGUUUUGUCUUAAAUGUGCCUGAAAUGAUGAGCCUAUUUAUGUCAGAUGUAACCUGAAACCUUAUGGACAUGAAAAAUAUCAUGUCAAUGUUGUAUUCAUGUAAAUGCUUUUUUUACAUUUAUAUUUUCAUGAAUAAAAGUGAAUACAUAUAUAGUGCUUGACUUUUCUCUUCAUCUUUUAGGUUUUUUUUAAGAUAAAUAUGUUUUGUAUGAACCAAGAAAUCAGUGAUGAAUUUAUAACAGUCUGUUUAUUAAACAAGGUAAAGAUACAAAGCUUUUUUUCUUUUUUAAAACAUUGAUAACCUUAGUUUAACUUCUCAGUCUUGGCUGUGCAUAUUUA